UGCACAGCUGAAACUGAAAGUAAAGUUCCUGCACAGGAUCCAUUUUGAUUUGACGUUGCAGUAUAAUAUAAAUGUUUCAAUAUUUGAACUGUAAAAGGUAUAAUCAGAGAGAGAGAAGAGGGGACUGCCUCUAAAAUGAGUCUUACUGGGGAGAGGGAGUUUGAGGGCUCUGCCUCUAAAAUCUGUAUUUUUGGUGAACAUGACACCACAGCUAAGAGGGUAAAACGGCAGAAGAGACCAGCCUCCCCUGUGCCCAGUUGUGUGUCCAUGAAGAGUGACUGGUCUAUGGGUGAACCUUUGAACUUCAAAACAGGAGAUUCAGGAGACCAACAGGAGAGAUCAGAGUCUGAGAUUCUCAGUGGUGAAUCUGUCCAGAGUCAAACAGACCUGUCUUCUAUAUUCAGUUUACUUGAACAGAAUAUCAUGAUAUUUGUGAAGAAAGAGUUAAAGAGGUUCAAGACAAUGCUGAGUUCAGAUCUCACAGAAGGAUUUAAGAGUCAGAGGGAGGAUGAGGAAGGUGUGGACCCUGAAGAUGAGAAGCAGGAGAGCAGUGCCAAAGAGGGGGCUCUGAAGAUCACACUGCAUGUCCUGAGGAACAUGAACCAGAAGGAUCUUGCUGACACACUGGAGAAAAAUGAGCUUGCUGUGAUUUACCAACAUGAUCUCAAAUCUUACCUGAAGAAGAAGUUUCAGUGCUUAUUUGAGGGUAUUGCUAAACAAGGGAACCCAACACUUCUCAAUAAGAUCUACACAGAGCUCUACAUCACAGAGGGUGGAAGUGGAGGAGUCAAUAAUGAACACGAGGUGAGACAGAUUGAGACAACAUCCAGGAAACAAGCAAGACCAGAGACAGCAAUCAAAUGUAAUGACAUCUUCAAACCCAUACCUGGACAAGAAAAAACUAUCAGAACUGUGAUGACAAAGGGAGUCGCUGGAAUUGGAAAAACUGUUUCUGUGCAGAAGUUCAUUCUGGACUGGGCUGAAGGAAAAGCAAAUCAGGAAUUCCAAUUUGUAUUUCCCCUCCCUUUUAGGGAGUUGAAUUUAAUGAAAGGGGAUCAUCUCAGUUUGAUCCAACUCAUCAAUCAUUUCUCAGUUGAAACCAAAAAAGCAAGAAUCACUAACUACAACAAAUACAAAGUUCUGUUCAUCUUUGAUGGUCUGGAUGAGUGUCGACUGCCCCUUGACUUCCAGAACAACAAGAGCUGUUAUGAUGUGACAGAGUCAACCUCAGUGGAUGUGCUGCUGACAAACCUCAUCAAGGGAAAUCUGCUUCCCUCUGCUCUCCUCUGGAUAACUACCAGACCUGCAGCAGCCAAUCAGAUCCUUUCAGAGUGUGUUGACCAGGUGACAGAGGUGAGAGGGUUCAAUGACACACAGAAAGAGGAGUACUUCAGGAAGAGAUUCAGUGAUGAGGACCUGGCCAGCAGAAUCAUCUCACACAUAAAGACAUCAAGGAGCCUCCACAUCAUGUGUCACAUACCAGUCUUCUGUUGGAUCGUUGCUACAAUCCUGGAGCACAUGUUGACUACAGAUGAUAAAGGAGAGCUGCCCAAGACCCUAACAGACAUGUACUCACACUUCCUUGUGUUUCAGUCCACACACAGGAAUGUAAAGUAUGAUGGGAAAAAAGAGACCGAUCCACACUGGAUUAAAGAGAACAUUCUGACACUGGGAAAACUGGCUUUUAACCAGCUACAGAAAGGCAAUCUGAUAUUCUAUGAAGAAGACCUGAAAGAGUGCGGCAUUGAUAUCAAUGAAGCAUCAGUGUACUCAGGAGUCUGUACACAGAUCUUUAAAGAGGAAUGUGGGCUGAACCAGGACAAGGUGUUCUGCUUUGUCCAUCUGAGUAUUCAGGAGUUUCUAGCUGCUGUCUAUGUGUUUCUAACAUUCAAAAACAGCAAUAAGAAUCUAUUGGAUGAACAACAAUCAACUUUCAUAACACGUCUCCUCUGGACAAUACCUGAAAUAGAUUUUCACAGGACUGCUGUGGAUAAAUCCUUCCAGAGUAAGACUGGACACCUGGACCUUUUCCUUCGCUUCCUUCUGGGUCUCUCACUGGAGUCAAAUCAGAACCAUUUACGAGGUCUACUGACAAAGACCAGAAGCAGUUCACAGAGCCAUAAAGAAACAGUCAAGUACAUCAAGGAGAAGAUCAGGGAGAAUCCCUCUUCAGAGAAGUGCAUCAAUCUGUUCCACUGUCUGAAUGAACUGAAUGACCAUUCUCUAGUGGAGGAGAUCCAAAGAUACCUGAGUUCAGGACGUCUCUCCAGAGAAGAACUGUCACCUGCACAGUGGUCAGCUCUGGUCUUUGUGUUACUGACUUCAGAAGAGGAGAUUGAUGUGUUUGACCUGAAGAAAUACUUCACAUCAGAGAAAGGUCUUCUGGGGUUGUUGCCAGUGAUCCAAACCUGCAGAACUGCUCUGUAA
This is a messenger RNA of Esox lucius (northern pike), 2427 nucleotides long. Its product is annotated as protein NLRC3-like. The transcript has 6 exons. Bases 136 to 2427 code for a protein of 763 amino acids. Lineage: Eukaryota; Metazoa; Chordata; Actinopteri; Esociformes; Esocidae. The record is from RefSeq and is a predicted model, not a curated record.